GGUGCGAUUUUAAUUGAAAAACUACGAAAUGGGUGAUGUCACAGGCAUAAGCAAUGCCGAGGCCGAAGCUUUGUGCAAAAAGCCGGAUAAGGCAACAGAGGAAUUCCUGUUCCAACAAACCAUGUAUCGCAUUAAGGACCCCCGGAAGUCGCUACCCUUCUAUACGGGCGUCCUAGGCAUGACAUUGCUGGCGAAAUUGGACUUCCCCGAGUCCAUGUUUUCUUUGUAUUUCAUGGGCUAUGAGAGUGCCGACGACAUACCCAAGGAUCCCAAGGAGCGCAGGAGCUGGGCGUUGAGCCGCAAGGCAACCAUUGAGUUGACCCACAACUGGGGCACUGAAAAUGACUUGAAGCAGAUCUAUCACAACGGCAACAGCGAACCCCGUGGCUUUGGACACAUUGGACUGAUGGUUCCUGAUGUCUAUGCUGCCUGCAAGCGAUUCGAGGAACAGGGAGUCGAGUUCGUGAAGAAACCAGACGAUGGCCGCAUGAAGGGAUUGGCCUUCAUCAAAGAUCCCGACGGCUACUGGAUUGAGAUUUUCAAUGCCUACACCGUUCGGAAAUAGAAUGGAAACGAAACUUUACUUUUAUUAAAUGUACAUGUGCUCCCGUUCCUUACCCAACCUUUUAAAAGGAGAAUUGUUACAAUAAAUUAGGGAAUGUCCACUGUCG
Messenger RNA from Drosophila persimilis, 671 nucleotides. RefSeq names its product lactoylglutathione lyase (gene Glo1). Gene Ontology annotation, molecular function: lactoylglutathione lyase activity; metal ion binding. NCBI's taxonomy places the organism in Eukaryota, Metazoa, Arthropoda, Insecta, Diptera, Drosophilidae. The coding region runs from base 29 to 565 and encodes 178 amino acids. The transcript is spliced from 5 exons. The record is from RefSeq and is a predicted model, not a curated record.